AUGGAAAGGAUUGUGGAGUCUAAACCAAAGUUAGUAAUGGAAAAUAUAAAAGCUAAUAUAUUUUCUACAGUAUUUUUAAUCAUUUUAGGAGCACUGUUAUUAUUAACAUAUUACUUGCUAAAGGAUUAUCUCACAGUUUUAUGUUUUUCUUUUAUUUCAGCUAUAGCCAUCAAACCAACCAAAGAUUACAUUUUGAAUUGGAUUAUAUCAGGCAGAAAGAACAAAUCAAAAAACAACAUCUUGCAAGAGAAUUACUUAGUCCAACUGUUCACAGGGAUAUACCUUUUAGUCACAGAUUUUAAGAACAAUUAUAUGGGCGUUUGGGAACUUAUUGUAGAUGUUUUGAAUUCUAUUAAACAUUUUAGGACAGAUAUUUUUUCAUUGCUACGUCUCACAUUAACAUACAUUUUAGUUGCUAAAGUAGGUAUUGCUUUGAGCUUUGUGUCUAUUGGAUCUCUGCUUCUUUUUGAUUUAUUGAUUCGCCUCUUUAUAUACACUUACCGUCGUAUCUUUAAAGCCUACCUUGAAGAAAACGCUGAAAAUGAUAAUGCUACUUAGUUAAUUAUUGACGAAUAAGAUCAACAAAACAAUUAAAAUUCAGGCAAAAAAGGGAAAAAGAGCUAAGUUAAAAAUCAGCUACAAUAAACUGUUGUAGAGAAUGAGGAAGCCAAACAAAAAAGAUUGAAAACUGAGUAAGAAGAAGAGCAAUUUUACAAUUCGCUUGUUUCUACUCUUUGUGUUGUAGGUUUUGUGAUGUCAAUAAUUUUUAUUCUUGUAUUUUUUGGCGGAUUGUGCUUUUGGGAUAUAAUAGAUAUUCGUAACAAAGCUUCAUAAACUCUUUAAAUCUAAUUAAAAGAAGUGAAUAACUUAAUAGAGUAAUAAGGCAUUAAAUCCUACCUUGAUGAAUAAUUUAUCAAAGAUUAAAUUUUAAGCUAGGUAGAUAAACUAGAUACUUAUAUGAGUCAGUCAAAUCUUUUACCAGCCAUCCAAGUAUUUUAAGGAGUUGUUAAUAACUACUUUAAUAACACAAAUUCUACUUUAGAAGAACAAGAAGCAACUUAUAAAUUUAGAUAAAAUAUAGAGUUAUGUCAAGAAGGUUAUAUCAAGUAUCUAAAUAACUCAUAUAUUCCACAAUUUAUUAUAAGUUCUGCUAACGAAGUUACAGCUGUUGUCUGCUAUAUUCAAAUUUUUAUUAAGCAAAUGGACUUCAACAUUAAUGAGAUCUUGAAUAACUUGAAAAAUGUUGGAGGAAACCUUUAUUAAAAUAUCCAAAAAAUAAUAAUUUGGAUAAUUUAAUCUUUGUUUACUUUUUUGUUUUCGAUAAUUGACUACUUGUUAUAAACUAUUAUCUAUCUCACUAGUUUAUUCUACCUCUUAAGCUCACCUUAGUUUUCGUUGAAUAAACUGCUGUUACUUCUUCCAUUAGAAGGAGAUAUCAAGAAAAAAUUAGAAUUUUCUCUAGAGAAGAAUAUUAGAGGAGUGUUUGCUUCAAACUUAAAAAUUUCAUUUUAUCACAUAAUUUUGACUUGGCUAAUGCUUGAUAUAUUUGAUUUACCAUUUUCAUUUAUUACAUCAGUCUUAGCUGGUGUUUUGGCUAUUAUUCCAAUUAUUCCUGUUUACUUCAUAACAAUUCCUUACUGCAUAUAUUUGUACUUCUCUGGUUCAAUCUUGGAAAUGGCCAUUCUUUUUGUUGGAUAUGCACAUAUAAGUCUCCUUUCAAUAGAUGCUAUCUAUUCUAAAAACAUUGCAGUUCAUCCCUUUAUUACAGGUAUUUGUGUUGCAAUGGGUUUGAGUGUGUUUGAAUUAAAAGGUAUAAUCAUCGGGCCUCUUAUAGUUUGCUCAGUUUAUCUAUUAGUUGAUGUAUUGGGAGAAAUACAAGAAAGCAAAAAAAUAGAUCAAAUUAAAAAAGGAAACCUAAAGAAGUUAAAUUCUAAUAUCAUAACACAAAAAGCAAGUAGCUCUCAGUAGUAAGAAGCCUCAAAAACAUAAACUCCAGAUGAUCACAAUAAUGACUAGCAAUAGCAAAAAAAUUAGGAAUCUGUAGAGCCAUCAGAACCAAAGGAGGAUAAGACCUCUAUUGAAACUCAUCAAAAUCGUGUUAAUCCUAAAAAAUAAUAAUAGCUUGUCAAUCCAAGUGAUAACUAAAUUGCCAAAAGAAACACAAGGACCAGAUCAAAUAAAAAAAAUAAUUGA
Messenger RNA from Tetrahymena thermophila SB210, 2193 nucleotides. RefSeq names its product transmembrane protein, putative. The record is from RefSeq and is a predicted model, not a curated record. The transcript is spliced from 4 exons. Lineage: Eukaryota; Ciliophora; Oligohymenophorea; Hymenostomatida; Tetrahymenidae.